This is a messenger RNA of Amphimedon queenslandica, 1983 nucleotides long. Its product is annotated as fatty acid amide hydrolase-like. NCBI's taxonomy places the organism in Eukaryota, Metazoa, Porifera, Demospongiae, Haplosclerida, Niphatidae. The transcript has a single exon. The record is from RefSeq and is a predicted model, not a curated record. Bases 13 to 1833 code for a protein of 606 amino acids. Gene Ontology annotation, molecular function: catalytic activity.
GUAUAACCAACAAUGUGGUCUCUCGCUGUCGCAGUGUUAGCUCUUGUCUCUGCCAUUGUCUUCAUUUACUGGUCCCUGGGUAGGAAUCCAGUUCACAGGGGACUGCGAGGUGGAUCAAUACGCCCUCCCGUACAACAAAUACUGGCAGAAAGAGAGAACUUGAGCUAUGGGCUGAAAGAGUACACGGCCCCGCGGGUGACGGGGGUUCUCUUCAGAAUAUUAGUAUGGCUCUCCUUCACGAGAUUGGGCUACGUCAUUCUCGUUAGGAGGAACAUGAGAAAAAGCAACCUCCACAUAUUCAAAGGAGAAUACAUACCAGAUGAGCCCACACAUAGACCUUGUAUUCAUUAUGCGAUUACUGAUGCAAACAAGACCACGCCCAGUUGCGUGGGCGCUGAAUUUUUCCUAGGUCUGCAUAAAGCACAAAUUGCGAAUGAGUUUAAGCCGUUGAGUAUUGUCGAGCUUCAUUUGGCUUAUAAAUCGGGGAAGUUGACCCCAGUUGAUGUUGCUCGUUCUGUUUUGAAAGCUGUGUCUGAUUCAAACGAGAUGGACCCACCUCUUCGGGCUAUUGUGGAGUGCUAUGCUCCUGUUGUCAUGGAGAUGGCGGAGUCCUCGUCCCAACGCUGGGCAAAGGGAGAGCCCCUUUCUCUUUUAGACGGCGUCCCGGUUGCAAUAAAAGGCGAAAUGUACCUCGAUCCGUACCCUUUCCUCUGCGGGGGUAAAAUUAAAAUUGCCGCAAUGGAGGGGGUGAGUGAGGGGCCCAAUAUUAGCACACUGAGGGGCUCUGGUGCAGUCAUUAUUGGUAUAUGUAACAUGCAGGAACUAGGUAAAGGCACUCUUGGGUCGAACCCUCACUCGGGGUACCAAACUGCCCGUAAUCCUCACAAUAUUGAUCAUUUUUGUGGAGGGAGUUCUUCAGGUGCUGCUGCUUCAGUUUCAGCUGGUCUUUGUCCGCUUGCUAUGGGCGGAGACGGAGGUGGGUCUAUAAGAAUCCCUGCAUCACUCUGUGGGGUUGUUGGUCUCAAACCGACGUAUGGUUUGUUAAGUAGUGUGGGCGGGACACCAAUGGGUUUCACAGUUGGAGUCCCCGGGCCUAUUGGUGCUACAGUACUUGAUACCGCCAUUGCCUUGAGUCUUUUGGACAAGGAGAAACAUGUCUCACUCUCCUCACUGAAUCUAAUUGAUCUCUCAGACCUUAAGAUUGGUGUUUAUUGGGAUUAUUUCAAUCAUUGCAAUAAAGAAGUCAGAGACUCUUGUCGUAAAGGACUCGAUGCUUUUGAGACGCUAGGAGCUCAAAUUAAAGAUAUCGUAAUACCUGAACUGGAGGAAGCUAAAGUGGCCCAUAUGUUUAUCAUUCUCACCGAAGGCUCGAGCUCACUAUCAAACGAAAUAGACAAACACUUUUGGGACUUUAAUCCAGAAACCCUAACCCCGAUACUCGUGGGUCUCCACACUUCGGGAACCGAUUAUGUCAAUGCAAUGAAACAAAGAACGAGGUCUAUUGCUUUCCUAAAGAAACUCUUUGAAGAAGUUGACAUUAUUGUUAUGCCAGCCACAGCGUGUACUGCUCCAAUGAUACCAUCGAAAUCCCUCUCUCAUGGAAUCAGUGAUGUGAAGACCUCCGGGGAUCUUAUGAGGUUUUCAUUCCUUGCUAACCUGACGGGUAUACCAGGCCUGGUACUGCCCAUUCAAAGGGAAGGGUUACCUAUUGGUCUCCAACUAUUAGGUCCCUGGUACAGCGAGGGACUUUUACUAAGAGCUGGACUCGCUUUAGAAAGCGCUGGAGUGUCAGCUACUAAUAGGCCACAAGUGUAUUAUGAUUUAUUAAAGUGACACUUGUUCUUCUAAUAGUCAUUAUUAAUAUCAAUGGAAUUGUUGUAUAAAUGCAUUCUCUGUAUAGCUCUUUGGUUCUACUGUAUUUAUUUUGCAUAAUGUCCACCAUUCAGUCAUCAAUUCACACAGUUUCAUUUAUUUAGGAAAAAA